Messenger RNA from Triplophysa dalaica, 8103 nucleotides. It is a transcript of the gene trim66, whose product is annotated as tripartite motif containing 66. The transcript is spliced from 17 exons. The coding region runs from base 2937 to 6293 and encodes 1118 amino acids. The record is from RefSeq and is a predicted model, not a curated record. Gene Ontology annotation, molecular function: zinc ion binding; protein binding. NCBI's taxonomy places the organism in Eukaryota, Metazoa, Chordata, Actinopteri, Cypriniformes, Nemacheilidae.
GGGUGCGUGCGUAUCACGACAAAAUAACGGGAGCUGGUGGACUGAUAACGCGAUCUCGUCCGUUGUAACUUUGAUUAAAUGCACUAUUUUAAAUAUUUCAUAUAUAUAAUAGAUUGGCGGAAGAUUUACACUCAAAGUUGUGCGUUUAGACUAUAGAUGCAUGCUCGGUUUUUCCUUUGACAGUUUCAGUGCUGAAGCAGUUAAGGUAAUAAAAUAAUAAGCGUAUAAAGAUGAAUACAGUCUAUUGGGGUUGAAAGUCGUUUCUAUUGAGGAUACAUGAGGCAAUUUAGACACGAAGCAUAUAUGAAAUCGAUAUAAUCAUCCAGCCGACGAGGAGGAGGUGGAGAAUUUUGGAUUUGUGCCUCUUCAAGAGAAGCAAGGUGCGGUUCAAACUAUCAUUAUGUUUGCAUGCAUUCCUCAAUAUUUUAUUUUUCAUCGCCAUUCGGAUUAUGUUUAGUAACGCUCUGUAUUGCGGUAUUAAGCACAGAUGUUGUCACGUAUAUGGUCAGGUUGCGCAGGAUUUUGUGGAGUCCCAUCCCAUCUGUGAGGUGCACGAGUAGACUCUCCCAAAAACGCAGCGGUCUAGUGCGCAUUCUCCCAUUACAGCCCAACUAACGCAUGUAAAUGUAUUAUUUUAGAGAGCUUUAUCAGCUGGAUAAUUUAAAUGUAAAAUGAAGUAUUUCUGACGAGGACAGGUAUUUAAACGGUAUUUUUAAAGUAUGAAUCCAAAAUAAUGUCAUGCAAAAUAAAUCUGUAAACAGAUAUUUGUUUAGCUCGAUUUUUUUGUCAAAUCUCUUUGUGCAGAAUUCACUUUGAAGAGUUUUGACUGUUGAAAGGAAUUUCUUGUUUUCACAUUAACUCGCCAACUUGAUAACAAGGAGCCAACUCAGAACCGGACAUAAAUGUUAAAUUGAUGCAUUUUUAUGACAAAUUGUGAAAUAUGACGAUUUUUAGGACACCGUGCUGAGUGAUCUUGAUGUCCAGCGAGAGACAGACUGCUCUGUUUGUUCUGUAAAGCCAUGUCUUUAUGGUAUCUUAUCAUAUACACUUCACUUAAUCUCUUCUUUACCAUUGAUCUCUGCACCUCAAUGUACAGCAUAAUGGAGAAAAAGCUGUAUGUAAGUUUUAUUUAAAUCCAAAUGAUACUUGUUUUUUGUGUUUAUACAUUUUAUGCAUAAUUUGCAUUAAUGUUAAUAAUUAGUUUAUUACACUAGCUUAUUUUUUAGUUUCGAGAGAAAACACGGCCUCUCUAACUUUAGAAGUGUGUGCAUGAUAAGGCAGUUUUGUUUGGCAGCAUGUUAACACUACAUCAUGUGAUUUCAGGAACUGUUUAGUUGUACAUUGUUUAAUAGGAAGUGCAUCAUUGUGAUAAACCACAGCUGAGUGUUUUGCAUCUCAUUGCAGUAAAUGUCAAGCUGCUUUAGCGACAUAUUACUUAUUUAAAGGUUAUUUUUGACCUUCAUUUACAAUAAAUGUAGACACUGAAUUAAACAAUCAGUGGUUAAAAGUUGCCAUUGACCUUCACUUGUAGUACGUGUAGACACCAUGAAUUGAACAGUCGGCGGUGAAAAGUUGCCAUUCGCUGUGGGAUAAUCUGCCAUUCCCUUGUCAUAAUCUCAUAACCAUGGUCUUAAUGGAUGUUACUAAGGUGUUCUUCCAUGGGAGGAACCUCCUCUCAAGUUUCUAUUAAUGUACUUUCUCUGGAGAUGGUUGUGCUUGCUCAGGCAGAAAGACGCUCAUGCUGAAUUCACUUAGCGGAGAAAAGGAGUCAUCCCUGGCGGUAGGAAGAAAGAGAGAGAGAGAGAGAGAGAGAGCAUGAGCUUUCUGUUUUAAAAGCUAAAUGGAUGGUAUGAAAGGCAAAGGCAGCAGCGUGGAGAUGCAGGCAUGCCUGUCUUGCCCAAAGAACAAGAGAAAGAAUGGCUGGGUUGACUAAUUGUGUUUUAAAGUGGGUCUGUGGGUACACAAUAGGGAAUCAGAUGGUUUUUAAGCUCCCCAGUGCAGCUCUAGAGGAAGAGAGAGUUGUCAGAUUUGUAGGUCAGGCUGCAGGGGUUGUUGUCAGGCAGACUCACAGCAGUAUAGGUGCUUUCAUAUUGAGGGAUUUGCAUGACACUUAUAAUUUCUGUUAUAUUUUAAUUAGGGUUACAUACGCUUUCAUUAGUUUACAACCCCCGUGCACCCCUUCCUUUUCAUUUAUGUAUAAGUUGAGUGGUACCCGGUGAAACUGCAAGCAAAGAUCUUGGGGAACUCGUAGCUAGAGGAAGUGAGAUAAGACCGUAAUUGAUUUCACACUUUACAGGGCAUUGUGCAAGCACAUCUUUAUUCCCAUCUGAUCUUUGGAGAAGGCUGACCCGGUUUCACUGUGUUACGUUGGAGCGGGCCGAUCCGGAGGGACCUGUCCCUUACUGGUGCUGAUCUAAGGUUGCGAGGAAGGAGGGCACGAAACGCGUCCCUUCAUCCCCGAUCCAUCUCGCACCCUUGCCGUGCGAUUCUCUUAAAUAUUUGUAGGUCAUCCCGCACCUCUCCCCUUCCAUUUUUGGCGAAAAGGGCUGCCGGGGAUAUUUUGUCCCAGAAAAAAAAUAAUUAUCAGCCCUCCCUAAUUCUCAAUGAUUAUGAACAGGCUUAUUUAAGACGAAGGAUCAUGGUGGCUCGUGGUGGGAUGCACGUUGGAUUGAAACAGCAACGGGAAGUUGACAAGGAGUGCUACCCGCUGGCCACAGCUGAGGGCAUACAGGGCAGAGAGCUCGGGAGUCUGCUCCGCUGGGGUUAAAGUGUGCAGUGUGCACUACUUCCUGCCGCAGGUAGAGCUGUCACAGUGCACUGCCGAGCUGUGUCAGACACUUGCUGUGUCCUUGCCUCACUGCUGCCAGAGCUGCGAGAGCUGGAUAUCACAAUCUUUCUCACGCGAGCGCCUAGGAAUCGUGUGUCCUGCCACCACCAUGGAGAAGUGUUGUUCCGAGUGCUCAGAGCUCAGAAUGGCACAGAGCUUGUGCACCUUCUGCAACAAGUGGCUGUGUUUCCAAUGUACUGACCUGCAUCAGCAUGAGAGGACCUCCACUCAACCUGCCGACCUGCAGCAUCAGCAGAGAGACCCUCCAUUACCAUCAGAAAUAGGAGCCGGUUGUUGCGGGCAGGCUGUUGUCAUGUGUCCUCUCCAUAAACAGGAGCCUUUGGAACUGCUCUGCGAAACGUGCGACCUCAUGGCCUGCAGCAUCUGUCACCUGUCCGCCCACAAAGACCAUCGGCUGGUGCGUGUAGGGAAGGCACUACAAGACCAGCGCUGGCUCCUGCAGAACCUCAUGGCACGGGUGGAGGAGAAGAGAUCAGCGGUGGAGCGCACGGCCAAACAGGUCCAGGGCAGGCUCCACGGUAUAAAGAUCACGCAGAGGAAGGCGGAGAACCAGAUUAAAAUGGCAAAGAUGAUUAUGAUGAACGAGCUUAACAAACGGGCCAACCUAUUAAUAGAACAACUGGAGAGUAUCUCCAGUGAUUUCAAGCAACGUCUGGAGGACCAGCUGCAGGGGGCCAUAGAGCUGUGCAGCCAGUUGGAGCACGUGCAAAACUUCAUUACCUGGGCUACAGCCCACCACAGACACAAUCCACUGCUUUUCAGCAAAGAGCUGAUUGCUCUUCAGAUGCAGCAAUUGCUGGAGCCACUGAUGCUGUCAGAAUCCUGGGCCCCAUUGAAAAUCAAGUUCAAUUGGGAUGCCAGUUUCUGGACCAAACAGAUGUCCACUUUAGGUCAGCUGGUGGUUGAGGGCGGAAGUCGUUCGUACACUGAGAUCGUCGGUCACCCUAGUAUCCUGCGACCUCAGCCUGUUCCUUGCAUAGCCAUGCCUCCUAUGUGCCACGCGGUGCGGGAACCUGGCUGUGCCUACCAGACCUUCUGCCAGCCCCAACUCUGCUGCCUGCACUGCAGACCAACCCAGUCGGUUCCUUUGGACAAGUACUCUGUAACCCUGGACAAAUACCCUGUUCAGUGUCCACACGGCAACAGUCGGAGCUCCCCUCCAUCCCUCCACAGCUGUUGGGAGACUGACGCAUCUGUCCCAGUGCACACACACGGAGCUCAGCCUAUACAGCAGUCCACCUCUCACUCUAGAUCUGACCCAGUCCCACAUGGAACCAGCUCUGCUUUGCCUCGCCAACCGACGGUAUCCAACAGCCGCCCGCUGGCCGAACCGCUCCCUGCUGAUCAGACUGUCACCGAUGCGAUAAUAUCUGAUCCCUGUGGGAAAGGACAAACAGUGGCAUCCAGAGCAGCUACAUCACCAGAACCUUCACCAAACAGAGACCCUUUGCAGGUCCAGAAUCAUACUCAAGUGCAGACGACCACAGAAACCAGCAACCAACCCAUGCUUGAACUGCAGCCUAUAUUUGAUCGUAUCGAUGAAGGCAGGAGAUCCUCGGGUCCGGUGAUGUUUCCGCUGGCUCAAGGCCGGGAAGGUGAUGGCCAGAGCCAACCCGCUACGGAGGCGAUGACCAGGUCUCAAAGCAGCCCGGCAGGAGGAGCUUCUUUGGAGGCAAGAGGAGCUCUUAAGGGGCCCUCUAAAGACAGGCCGAGCAGAGAUGCUCAUAGCCUGGCAACAGUGACUUGGGACCAAGGAUGUUUAACGCAGCAGCAGAUCUGCCCACGGCUCAUAGAGACAGAGGAUGGUGCUGAGAUCAUCCCAGGACCUCAGCGUUCAAGCGGUCACAGUGAAUCCUCUCAGACCACUUACAAGUCUGAGCCAGAACUUUUCCUGUUUUCAGAUAAUGUGUAUGGAUUUGCCUAUGAAAAGAAAAGAAAAACUAGAAAGAGAAAGAGAGUAUCAAGAGAAGAUAUAGACAACAGUGACAAAGAAGCUUCUGAUAGUUCCAAGGUUCCAGUUGUGUGCCUUGAGAGACUCAAGAUCCUGGUGUCAAGACAUCCACCACAGAGCCAUCAGAAUACAGACCUCUCAUCAGAAACCCCAGAGUCUGGACUUAAACCUGAAAGAAGGCUGUUAGAGAGAGAAGCACCUUCUCAGGAAAUAUUGAGCCAGGAGUCAGGUCAGUCAGGGGACAGCGUGAUGCCUGCAGAGCAGCCUUCAUCUGAACAUUUGCAUAGCUGUGGAUCAUCUCACACCCCUGAGGUUUCUCAGCCUGCCGUGCAUGAAUUACACAACAUAAACCAAGAGUCCGGGAAUCUGUCCACCUCCAGUGAUGCCGACCCUGCCCUACAACCUGACACAGAAGAGAUUCACUCUGAUCCUCCAUCUGAACCCAGAUCAGUAACAGCGUGUGACUUUCAAACUGAUUCCACAACAGAGGCUGAACUGGGUUUAGAUGCAGAUGUGGAAUCGGAGCUCCAUCCGGAAUCAGAUCCAAUCGCUGAAUCCGAACUUCAAGCAGAAUCUGAGUCAGAUCUGGUGUCGGAGCGGCCUCCCGAAUCGGCGCCAUCAACUUCUGAACAGGAUCUCGAAUCAGAUCAAGAUUCCACAGCUGAAGUGACUCUGAACCUUGACUCUGAAUGGGAGGCGGAGGAGGCCAUCCUCCCGCCUGACACCAGCUCUGAGACAGUAUCAGAUGCUGCUGCUGUACCCAAAUCUUCGGAGGAAAGACCUGAGAUCGAAAACGAGGACUUCUGUGCAGUCUGUCGCAUUGGAGGAGACCUUCUGUGUUGUGACCGCUGCCCCAAAGUCUUUCACCUAUCGUGCCACGUACCCCCACUGCACAGUUUCCCCACAGGCGACUGGAUUUGUUCCUUGUGCUGGGAUGCGGAGCAGCCAGAGGUGGAAUAUGACUAUGAGAAUGUGCAGAUGUCCACAGGCACGGUGCCAUAUGGACUGUCGGCAUGUGACCAGAGGAAGUGUGAGAAGUUGACGCUGAUGAUCCUCUGCAACAUUCUCAGUGGACCGUUUCAUGAGCCUGUCAGCCCACUGGCACGUCAUUAUUAUCAGAUCAUCAAAAAGCCCAUGGACUUGUCUGUCAUUCGGAACAGGCUGAACAGUAGCAGCCACAUGCACUAUCAUUCCCCUGAAGAGUUUGUCGCUGAUGUCCUACUGAUGUUCAAAAAUUGUGGCAAGUUCAACUAUCCUGACUCAGAGGUAGCUCAGGCAGGGUGCAGUUUGCAGGCAUUCUUCAUCUCUAAACUAAGGGAAGUCUUCCCAAAUCUGAGAUGCCCUGUGCAGGAGGAGGAGAACACAGACAGUGAGGAUUACGAGGAGCUGGAGAGAGCUGUUGUGAGCGGAUUUCCCUGGCCGGAGAGAAAGGAGCAGAGCCACAGGAAGAGGAAGAGGAGACCGUCUCUCAACUGGAGGAAAAAUCACUACUAGUCGUGCCUCUAGUUUGUAAAGAGACAUUAACAGCAGUUACAUCACUUUUGUAAGAUUCGUGUUAGAAUUCUGUACAGUACUAUGUGCUCUUUCGGCAGACUAUCUAAUUCUUGACACAUUAUAACCAGAUCUAAUUCAUGUUUUUUGCUGUAGCUGUGUUCACAUUAAGCCUAUACUGUAUCUCCAGACUUUUUCAAAGGUCUUGCACUAGUGCGUGUUUUAAUGCCUAUAUCAAAUUGCACAUUCAGUUUGAUAGCUGACUGGUUGCUGGCAACUGCUACUUAGUAAAUAUAUAAAGGUAAUGUUAAUAAUUAAUAGUGUAUAUUUGGUUAAUAUGUUCUCUGUCUUUUUACCUAAAAAUCCUUUUUACAGAGAUAUAGUACCAUUGCCAGCUGAUGUUUAACUGUGAUUUAUUUGACCUGUAGAGGGAGCACUUCAUAUAGCCAGGGGAAACACAUUAGUUCAUAUUGGACUUUUUUAGAAUAUAGGUACAUAAUGUGAUACCCAUGGCCCCGUCCUAGACGGCAAGGAAAGUAAUAUUACACAGUUGCUCCAUUAUGUGAUGUUUUGGAUUGAUCUGAUGUUCACUGACAGAAGUAUCCAAUCUUAUCACAAGAAUGAUUUUAAUAUCCUUAUAUGUUCUUCUGUGUGGCUCAUAAACAAGUUAAUUGUAUCUCUUGUGAUUUUGUUAAGAUACUCCUAAUUGCUUAAGUAGCUGUGCAGAAUAAUCUUAAAUCGUUCUCUAAUAAUAUUUCCUAUCUUUAGCAGAAUUGUCAGGAUUUAGUCAGGUAUAAUGGUGUCAAUAUGGUAUCCACAAAUGUUUUUUUCCCUUGCUGUACAUAACAAUCAAUCAGCAUCACAUUUUGCUGUUAUCGCCUUAAAAGUCUUUACUGCUUUAUCACCAAUUGGCCGAGAGUAGUAAUUAGAGGUUUUUUUAAUUUACCUUGUUUUAUUGCAUAAUCACCAUGCAAGUAAUUUAUUUGAGAAAAACAUCUGUAAUAUCGUCUUAAGGCUAUAUGUAACACACACACGUUACAUUGUUAUAAUUAUUAUCAAGACUUUCCAUUGUGUUUUGGGGUUUUAUGAUUUUUAUAAUGACCUAAAGAUAUUUUCUAACCCAAGCACUAAACCUAACGAAGCAAACAUAUAAAUGGCUCCAGAUUGUUGAGAUCACUCAAUCUGAAGGUAAUCUUCUAUUUAGAGGUGUUGCAAAGUCUGGUGCUUGGCUCGUAUAUGGCUCAGCUUGGCAAGCAAAAACUAUGCCUCCUUUCAACAAAUUUGUUACAGGCCGGUUGCAACAAAUUUUUCUAAUUUAAUUAUCCUUGCAAGGAACUGAUUAAACCAUCAUGUCAACAAGCAAAACGUUACUUGUAGAAAUAUUGCUUUAAGCACAUGAGAGCUACAGAAUAACCGAGUUGGUAUUGGUCAUAGUGGAUAUUUGACUUACUGGUUUUCUUGUAUAGGAUUUUAUCUGUCUUUUAUCUCUCACUGAAACUACUUGAGAUUCCUAAAACUGUAUUGUGUGUGUGGAGUUCUAACAGAUGAAUAAAGUCUGGCUAUCCACCAGCACUGAAGGCCAUAAGCCAAGAAGAGGGCCCUGGAUAAUUUCAUUACAAGCGAAAAACAUUCUGUGGACAUCUUGGCCGUCUACACCAAUAUCAAUAUGAGUUUUUUCCACUUUGUGUUUAAUAUGUAAAAACAAAACCAUUGACUCUGCCAGUAUCUUCUGUACCAGGGUAACAGGACACUGUUUUUGUAAAGAUGCUAUACAAUCAAGACGUAUUUUGACAUUAAACAUCAGUUUGAUUUA